Molecule: messenger RNA, 2039 nt
Organism: Cantharellus anzutake
Lineage: Eukaryota; Fungi; Basidiomycota; Agaricomycetes; Cantharellales; Hydnaceae
Exons: 11
Coding region: 409-1860 (483 amino acids)
Biological process (GO): protein O-linked glycosylation via fucose
Molecular function (GO): peptide-O-fucosyltransferase activity
Source: RefSeq, a predicted model, not a curated record
AAAAAAAAAACGCACACCGAAUUGCAGGCAAGUUGUGUUCUUUUUCUUUAAACACAUAAUGCGAUGCAGAUUGUGAUGAGGCUGAGCACCGUCAACGAUGGGAAUGGUUUAAAUUACAUUGGCAUUUUCUCCCGCUCUCCGGAUCCAGAUUCCAAAGCGCGUGGCCCCGGCCCCUCCAAAUCACAUCGAUCCGCAAAUUGGCGAGUUUGGCAUUUCUUCCAAGCUUUGCCAAUCUCGUUCUCUCAAUUUCGUUUUCCUGCAAUCAGAAAACUAUCCUUCGGGUCCAACUUCCAUCUUUUCCAACUCAACAACAUGGGCGGAUGAUGAUGGUGCCUGUCCAAACACGUGCGCGCGGCCGGGGUCAAUUUCCGCUCAGGCGCAAUUUCAAAUUAGGUAGCCUUGGAAGGAAUGCGUCCGUUGGUGAAUCCAUCCCUUCUUCCGCUUUUAUCCCUCAUGUCAAGUGCGAGGAGACACCUCCAUGCCGUCGUCGCCGCAGCGAUCGUUUGCUGCUUUCUUUUGCUUACCGCAAUGCUGAGACUGCCACAAGCCCCAUCUUUUGUCGUCCCACGUACUGUCAUCGACAACGCGGCUUGCCCAGCAAAUGACGCAACGCCUCGGCCCAAUCUACGCCAAUCGGAUGGGGAGCAAUCAUUAUUUAGACAAAAUCUGACCGUUUUCUCUCAUCCGACGCUCUCCUUCCGUGACAAUCUCUGGUCUGAUAAGAAUUACAUUACGACAUGGGGCAGCGCUGGAUUCACUAACGAUUUUAUGGCCUAUAUGAAUCUAAUAUACUUGGCGAUGAUGACCGACCGGAUCCCCAUUAUUCCGCCCCCAUCCUUUUCUCAUCACGUCGACACUCGAGAGAAACUAUACUUCAAUCAAGUCUUCAAUGUCUCCUCGUUCAGUGCCUCGCUCAAAUGGCCCAUACUGGACUGGUCGGAAGUGAAGACCCCAGAGUCAGAGCACCCUGAUAUCAUAGGUUGUUGGUCAACAUGGGAACGAGGUGCACCCGAGAAACAACCAAGAUGGAGCAGCGUCACGGAAAUCCUGUUCAUCGAUCCCUCUUAUACGACCACCCCUACUUGGGCUUCGUUCGGACCUCCCGGGUGGCCUCCCCGAAUAUCUGCUGUAUCUAGUCUUGCAUAUCCACAAGGUCGCCAAUGGGCGUUAGAGAACGAGAAGCCCGUUCCAUCGAGACACGAAAAACAUGAACUCCUUCCGGACGAGCAUCUCUUCUGCAUGGACUACAUUUUCUAUGCAGGGUUAGCGUUUCCAAAGGACAUGUUUGGUGUCGAGUGGAGCCCUGGAUGGCGAAACGUUGCGCGACACGCACAUUUCAACGAGCCGUUACUCGAAGCUGGGAGGAGGUACAUCCGGAGGUUAUUUGGAACGUCGGAAGAGGGUACGACACCACAUUUCAUUGCCGUUCACAUUCGUCGUCAAGACUUUGAAUCGUGGUGUGGAGAUGGUGCAGCCGACGACUGCCUCGCUCCUCCAUCGGCGUACCAUGUACGCGUCAAGGAAGUUCAAGAGGAGUUACUGACCAAGAAGGGGAUUCACGUUGAACAUGUUGUAUUUUCGAGUGAUGACAAGGACUCGAGUCUGUAUUGGAAAGAAGUGGAGUUAUUUGGUUGGCGACGUCUUGCUCUUGAAGAUGAUGACGCCGAAAUGGACUUGAGACGAACUUUGGGAUCAUGGACAUCUACCAUUAUGGACGCCGCGAUACAAUCACUCGCGAUCGGCUUUGUAGGCACGGAGCUAUCAACUUUUAGCUUGUUGUCGACGCAUCGUGUAGAGGAAUGGAAUGGUGGAGUGACGCGGGGUGUGAAAUGGGGUCAGAAAGGGGCGGAUGAACACUAAUUUAUAAUUUAUAAUUCCUAAAGUCGAACUCAACUCCCCUCGGCCCUCCUUGCCCUUACGCAAAUGGGACGGGAAUGCUCUUUAUCUUUUCCAUCUCAUUUCAUUUUUGGUUAUGUAGUAUAUCAGUGCAGCUUCCACACAGCUGUGUAAUUUCAUGUGAUGGACUUUCCGGAAAUUGG